Phascolarctos cinereus (koala) is the source of this 948-nucleotide messenger RNA. RefSeq names its product taste receptor type 2 member 41-like. NCBI's taxonomy places the organism in Eukaryota, Metazoa, Chordata, Mammalia, Diprotodontia, Phascolarctidae. Gene Ontology annotation, molecular function: bitter taste receptor activity; G protein-coupled receptor activity. The record is from RefSeq and is a predicted model, not a curated record. Gene Ontology annotation, cellular component: membrane. Gene Ontology annotation, biological process: sensory perception of taste; G protein-coupled receptor signaling pathway.
AUGUGGGGACCAUUUACAAUCUUUGCUAUGGUUCUCUUAGUUCUGUUGUGCUUCCUGGGGAUCAUGGCUAAUGGCUUCAUUGUUGUUGUACUGGUAAGGGAGUGGGUUCGUUGCCACCGGCUGUCUCCCUGUGACAUGAUCCUGAUCAGUUUGGGGUCCUCCUGCUUCUGCAUGCUGUGGGUUGGAAUGACACACAACUUUUACUAUUUUCAUCGCCACCUACAAUAUUCCAAGGAGCCUGCCCACCAGUACUUUGGGAUUUACUGGGAUUUUCUGAAUUCAGCCACAUUCUGGUUUGCCACUUGGCUUAGUGUCCUCUUUUGUGUGAAGACUGCAAACUUCACUCACCCCAUUUUCCUUUGGCUGAAGUGGAGAGUCAAGGUACUGGUACCCUGGUUCCUACUAGUCUCUUUGCUAAUCUCUUUCAUUGUCUCCAUACUGGGGUUUUUGGGAAACAAUGCUUUGUACCAGGCAUUCUUGCAGGGAACAUUCUCUGAGAACAUAACCUUCUCUGGCUUCACUAGGAAACGAGAAAUCCACUAUUUUUUCCCUUUGAAGCUCAUUACUUUGUCUAUCCCCUGUUCUAUGUUUGUAGUCUCAACAGUUCUGCUGAUUACUUCUCUGCAGAGACAUUCCUGGAAAAUGCAACAAAGUGCCUACAGUAUCCAGGGUCCUAGUACUGAGGCUCACACCAAAGCUCUGAAGUCUCUGGUCUCCUUCCUAGUCCUUUAUGCUGUUUCUUUUCUUUCUUUGAUUAUUGAUGUUGUUGCCUUUUGUGGAUUUGAGUGUACCUGGUACUGGCCAUGGCAAAUUGUGCAUUACCUGUGCUCGUCUGUUCAUCCCUUCAUCCUUAUCCUUGGCAACUCCCAGCUGGAAGGGGCAUUCACGAAGCUUCUUCUUCUGCUUAAAACCUUCUGGAAUGAAAAGAGGAUGUCAUCUCCUAUCUAA